UUAUAUUUCUUCUAAGCUUGUACUCCAAGUAUCUGAAUAUCACAGCAGAGGCAAAUUCACAACAGGUUCUCAGCUUUGAUGAUUCUAUUCAACAUGAAUCGAUGUGAAUGUAAUUUGUAAAUACAGAAAAGUAAACAAAAACAAAGGAGUUACGGGGUGAAAAACGUGACUUUCCUCGGAAGUUUGACACUUUUAGAAAGACCGGGUAACAAUCCAAUAUGGCGGCUGCAGUAAAUUUGAGUCCCCUGCGAAAUUCUGAGUCUGUCUGAAAUUUUUCGACGCACUUUUGAUAUUUUUCACUACUGUGAAGAGCCAGAGUAAAGGCUUGCAGAGGUGUUAUAACUCAUCAAAUUCAACUAUUAAAGAUGGCUAAAUUCAUUAAAUCUGGUAAAGUUGCCAUUGUUGUUCGUGGUCGUUACGCUGGUAAAAAAGUCGUUAUCGUCAAAGCUCACGAUGAAGGUUCAAAAGCUCACAAAUUCGGUCACGCUUUAGUUGCUGGUGUUGAAAGAUACCCAUCUAAGAUCUCUAAGAGAGCUGGUGCCAAAAAAGUUGCCAAAGCUUCAAAAGUCAAACCAUUCAUCAAAACUAUCAACUACAACCAUUUAUUACCAACCCGUUACACCGUUGAUGUUGAAGAAUUCAAAUCAGCCAUCUCAACUGAAACUUUUGAUGAACCAUCCCAACGUGAAGAAGCUAAAAAAGUUGUCAAGAAAGCUUUUGAAGAAAAAUACCAAUCUGGUAAAAACAAAUGGUUCUUCACUAAAUUAAACUUUUGA
This is a messenger RNA of Hansenula anomala, 776 nucleotides long. RefSeq names its product 60S ribosomal protein eL27 (gene RPL27B). Gene Ontology annotation, biological process: translation. Gene Ontology annotation, cellular component: ribosome; cytosolic large ribosomal subunit. NCBI's taxonomy places the organism in Eukaryota, Fungi, Ascomycota, Saccharomycetes, Phaffomycetales, Wickerhamomycetaceae. The transcript is spliced from 2 exons. The record is from RefSeq and is a predicted model, not a curated record. Bases 366 to 776 code for a protein of 136 amino acids. Gene Ontology annotation, molecular function: structural constituent of ribosome.